UGUUGGAGGAGGAAUCCGGGCUUAACAAGUGAUUGCUGCUGUCUAGGAUUUUGUUCUUUUUUUCUGGGGAACCUUGACGUCCUUUCCCAGGCAAGCCCUCCUGUGCGGAACUCCAGUGGAGCCAGAAAUCUUGGGGGGUCUUCCCCGGGGCAGCCCCGAUCAGCACACCUGGGCUCCUGCAGCGAGGACUCUGUGCCCCCCUGGCCAGGCGACAGAACUUGUUCCGUGGAUAUUUUGGAGCCUCCACCUGCCGCCCAGGCGUGAUUCCUCCCACCCCCAGGAUCGUUCUUCCCCUCCUCCAGCUGUUGCAGCUUGAGGGGGGAAAUCAAAACCAGCCGGGGAAUUGUCUUUAUGUUUAUUCUGGACCCCUCCCGGGAAGGGUGAAGUGCUUCUUCUGCAUGAUUUUAGCUGAAGGAUACUCUGCAUUUUCUUGAUCUCUAUGGAGACCUCAGAGCUGGGUUUGCCCCUGCUGACACCUCAUCUUGCACCUUCUCUACCUCCCAAGGUCUUUGCCUCUGUUGAUAGUUUGGCAUUGCCCCUGGGUCCAGGAAGCCUGUGAUAAACUUAAGGGAAGAGCCUGGAGGAUCAUCCCGAUAGGUGUGAGGGACAAUGGCCGGAUGUACUUCAAGUCUCGUGGUAACAUGGGUUAAGCAGUCACUGGAAGGCAAGUGCUGAGACGAAAGGCUUAUUCGCAUUUUAUUCAAAUUUGAUGGACCGAGCUUUGGACAGUUUCCAUGGCAGAAAAAUAUAUUCCAUCUUCUAGUCACAACUGCUGGCCGUUGGAGACUUCCUGCCUUUGAAUCUUGCAGCAGCGUCACCAACCACAUCCUAGAUGUAUUUCCAAAUUUGAACACCCACCCCAAACAGGUGUCUGGGAGACCCGGACAUUAUCUGACGUAGGCUUGAGAGUGCUAGGCUGUUCACCCGGACCAGCCAAGCUCUGAAGAGCCAUGUUGAAUCCCUGGGAAGACAGAGCAUGGGGCGUGCUGAUUUAAAAACAGAAAAUGCAAAGUUGGACUGAAAAUACCCUCAGUCUUCCAAGCAAUCUGCUUGAGGGUUCCAAACUUACCUUCCUUUGGUGAGAAAGAAAAGAAGAAAGCUGCCCUGUUUUUUUUUCUUCUUCUACAACUGGAACCAGCCAUUUCCCCAAACCAGCACCAUGGAGGUUGCGAUGGUGAGUGCGGAGAGCUCAGGGUGCAACAGUCACAUGCCUUAUGGUUACGCGGCCCAGGCCCGGGCCAGGGAGCGGGAGAGGCUGGCCCACUCGAGGGCAGCGGCAGCAGCUGCUGUGGCAGCUGCCACGGCCGCCGUGGAAGGCAGCGGGGGGCCCGGAGGGGGCUCCCACCACCACCACCACCACCAAUCUCGGGGGGCCUGCACCUCCCAUGACCCUCAGAGCGGCCCACGCAGUCACAGGAGGCGGCGACAGCAGCCGGAGAAAAAGAAAGGCCACCACCGGCCGAGCAGCUUCCCGCACUGCACCGACCUGAUGCCCAGCGGCUCGGAGGAGAAGAUCCUGAGGGAGCUGAGCGACGAGGAGGAAGAGGAGGAAGAGGAGGAGGAGGAGGAGGAAGAGGAGGGGCGGUUUUACUACAGCGACGAUGACCACCACGGGGACGAAGGCUCCUACACGGACCUGCUGCCCCAGGAUGACGGGGGCGGCGGGGGCUACGGCGCCGUGCGCUACAGCGACUGCUGCGAGCGCGUGGUCAUCAACGUGUCCGGCCUGCGCUUUGAGACCCAGAUGAAAACUCUGGCCCAGUUUCCGGAGACCUUGUUGGGGGACCCCGAGAAGAGGACUCAGUACUUCGACCCUUUGCGCAACGAGUACUUUUUCGACCGGAACAGGCCCAGCUUCGAUGCCAUCUUGUACUAUUACCAAUCAGGAGGCCGCCUGAAGAGGCCGGUCAACGUGCCCUUUGACAUCUUCACGGAGGAGGUGAAGUUCUACCAGCUGGGGGAGGAGGCCCUGCUCAAGUUCCGGGAGGACGAGGGCUUCGUGAGGGAGGAGGAGGACAGGGCCUUGCCCGAGAAUGAAUUCAAAAAGCAGAUCUGGCUUCUCUUCGAGUAUCCGGAGAGCUCCAGUCCGGCCAGGGGCAUAGCCAUCGUCUCCGUCCUGGUCAUCUUAAUCUCCAUUGUCAUCUUCUGCCUGGAAACCUUGCCCGAGUUCAGGGACGACAGGGAUCUCAUCCUGGCUCUGAGCGCGGGUGGGCACAGUGGGCUGUUGAAUGACACCUCGCCGCCCCACCCCGAGAGCUCAGGCCACACGGUAUUCAACGACCCCUUCUUCAUUGUGGAGACAGUCUGCAUUGUUUGGUUUUCCUUUGAGUUUGUGGUUCGCUGCUUCGCUUGUCCCAGCCAAGCUCUCUUCUUCAAGAACAUCAUGAACAUCAUUGACAUUGUCUCCAUCUUGCCUUACUUCAUCACCCUGGGCACGGACCUGGCCCAGCAGCAGGGCGGUGGCAACGGGCAGCAGCAGCAGGCCAUGUCCUUUGCCAUCCUCAGGAUCAUCCGUUUGGUCCGGGUAUUCCGGAUCUUCAAACUCUCCAGGCACUCCAAAGGCCUGCAGAUCCUGGGCCACACCCUCCGAGCCAGCAUGCGGGAACUGGGCCUUCUGAUCUUCUUCCUCUUCAUUGGGGUCAUCCUGUUUUCCAGCGCUGUGUACUUUGCUGAGGCAGAUGAGCCUACCACCCAUUUCCAAAGCAUCCCAGAUGCAUUUUGGUGGGCUGUGGUGACCAUGACAACUGUGGGCUAUGGGGACAUGAAGCCCAUCACUGUGGGGGGCAAGAUCGUGGGGUCCCUGUGUGCCAUUGCGGGUGUCUUAACCAUUGCUUUACCAGUGCCGGUGAUUGUCUCUAACUUUAACUAUUUCUACCACAGAGAGACUGAAAAUGAGGAACAGACACAACUGACACAGAAUGCAGUCAGUUGCCCGUACAUCCCUUCUAAUUUGCUGAGGAAAUUUCGGAGCUCUACUUCUUCCUCUCUGGGAGACAAGUCAGAGUAUCUAGAGAUGGAAGAAGGAGUUAAGGAAUCUCUUUGUGCCAAGGAGAAGUGUCAGGGAAAGGGGGAUGACAGUGAGACAGAUAAAAACAACUGCUCUAACGUGAAGGCUGUGGAGACUGAUGUGUGAAUCCUGUUCUCCGUGCGCCACUGCCCCCUCGCCCCCAAGCCCAGCAUCUCCAAAUAUAUUUAUGCAUAGAGAGUGCAGUUAUGAAAAUGAAAUAUGCAAAUGAAUCCAACGCAUACAGUAGUACACCAUUUAAUGGUUAUACAUGGCAUAAUUGUUAUAAACUUGUAUUACAUAUCAAAUAAAUGAUGCAUCUUGGAGAAGAGGGAGGCUUAAAUAGGAGCAACUCAAUCUUUAUAUUUUUUAUUAAGAUGCAAGAAUUUUGCACAUUAACUGGAAAGGAUGUAAAAGUAAAGAUGGCUAUGUGGGAUGAGUGUGUGUGUGUGUGCUGUGUGCGUGUGUGUAUGUGUAAGUAAAUUGUCAACGUUUUUUAGUAAUCGUGCAGUAAUGGGAAAAGUUGGCAUUUUGAAGUAUUUACUAUGUAAGAACUAAUGAAUUUGAACAGUCACUUAUCAGUGCUUUAAUAUCAUCUCAUGUCUUUGAAUUCCAUAGUUGUUUUUAAAAAAUUGUUAAGAAUUACUAUGUAGAAAAAAAAGAAAGUGAAUUAUUUAAUAGCAUAUAGGUCACAAUUCUAUCUUGGAUUUAAUUAAAGUUUAUUUUUAACUGGAAAUUAACUUUUAAAAAGGCUGCAGGGGUCUUUAGAAAUUGUUUAUAUUUUAUUAUUAAUUUUGGGAAGAUACGAGAGCAAAUGCCUAACAGUAUGGGAGAAAUGACAUCAGAGAAAAUGUAACAAGUUUUGUUCAGAAAUCCCAGCACUGGAAUUUUUUUUUUUUUCUUUGCACUACUUUAUAUGCUGGAGAUUGAGAGAGACUUCAUACUGUGAAUGUUUACUAAUGUAAAAGUUCAAUGACAAUCAUUGGAACAAUAAUUUCUUAGUCCCAUUUUAUUGUUCUCUUCUUUUCUUUGUGUGAGACUAAAUGCCAUGCAGAUAACAGCACAGAUUCCCUUCUCUUUUUAAAUCUAAAUAACUGAUCUGCAAAGGGGCUAUGACGUUGAAUUUAGCUACUGAAUUCUUUUGAAAUCGGUCUAUUACAAUGAUGUUUCUGAAACCAUCCUAUUCUUCUGCCUUUAAAUCCAGAAUAAUUUAACCAAAGCUAAUGCAUGCACUGAAA
Messenger RNA from Myotis daubentonii (Daubenton's bat), 4242 nucleotides. It is a transcript of the gene KCNA4, whose product is annotated as potassium voltage-gated channel subfamily A member 4. Gene Ontology annotation, cellular component: voltage-gated potassium channel complex; dendritic spine; membrane. The record is from RefSeq and is a predicted model, not a curated record. Gene Ontology annotation, molecular function: potassium ion binding; delayed rectifier potassium channel activity; protein binding. NCBI's taxonomy places the organism in Eukaryota, Metazoa, Chordata, Mammalia, Chiroptera, Vespertilionidae. Gene Ontology annotation, biological process: action potential; protein homooligomerization; potassium ion transmembrane transport.